Drosophila eugracilis is the source of this 1334-nucleotide messenger RNA. Its product is annotated as zinc finger protein OZF. The record is from RefSeq and is a predicted model, not a curated record. Gene Ontology annotation, biological process: regulation of transcription by RNA polymerase II. Bases 77 to 1240 code for a protein of 387 amino acids. Lineage: Eukaryota; Metazoa; Arthropoda; Insecta; Diptera; Drosophilidae. The transcript is spliced from 2 exons. Gene Ontology annotation, cellular component: nucleus. Gene Ontology annotation, molecular function: DNA-binding transcription activator activity, RNA polymerase II-specific; RNA polymerase II cis-regulatory region sequence-specific DNA binding; zinc ion binding.
CAUCACUAUUACGUCGUAGAGAAAGGAAAAGACAACAAACAGAUUUAAUAUUAUCUUAUCUAUUUCGGAUACCGUUAUGGAGAACCUGUGUCGAAUUUGCGGUGGCCGCUACAAGUCCUUGGUGGGCAUUUUCGACAAGCAGGAGCCGCAGCAUUCUGUAGUAGGAGAUGAACCAAAUAUUGCCGAAAUGAUCCAGACAUGUGCCAACGUUGAGUUGGAUCGUGAAGAUUGCCUGCCCCAAAAAAUCUGCAUUGCAUGUGUCCACGAUGCACGAACUGCAUACGGGUUCAAGCGAAGAUGUGAAGAGAGCCAUAGGAAGUUUUACAUGGUGAUCAGUGGUCAGCAGUUCAUCAAAGAAGAACCCAACGAUAACUAUAUGAUUCUUGAGGAAUUCUUAGAUGAGGAAAUCAAUGCGAAGCUUGAGUUCAUAGAGGAAACUUCCCCACAGCCACCUGCAAAAGAAGAAUCGUCUAAUACAGCCAACAAAAAGAACAACACAAAAUUAAAGGUCACUAAAGAACCUAGAAAACAGCGAAAAGUGGAGAAGUUCAAGUGCGAACUCUGUACCAAGGAGUUCAAGCACCAACAAAACCUACUGGAGCACAUGAAAAUUCAUAACAAUUCCCACGUAUGUCAAAACUGCGGAGAGCGAUUUCUUUUCAAAACCGAUCUGGAUAAGCACCAGUGUUAUCAAACCAGCGAUUCCACUGUUGAGUGCCCCAUUUGCUUGAUGGUGUUUUCGAAUACCCAGAGCCUUGACAAACACAAGUGUCAGGAGAUGAAGAGUCAGCCCUUCCAAUGCCCCCACUGCCCACAGACCUUUAGCAAAGACCGAUACCUUAAGGCCCACCUGUUGAUCCACCAAGAGUCGAUUAAAGGCACCGGCCCACACAAGUGCUCGUACUGCAGCUCAACGUUCUUUAAUAAGUCGGCUCUCAAGGUGCAUAUUCUCGCGCACAAGGGUGAGCGGCCACACUCCUGCCCGCUCUGCGAUUCCAACUUCCGUUCACAGUACGCUCUUAAUUCGCACAUCCGCACUCACACGGGCGAGAAGCCUUAUACAUGUCCACUUUGCCCCAAGAAAUUUACGGACAACAAUAACCUGGCCAAGCAUCGCAGACGCCACACGGACGAACGCCCCUACAAAUGUUCCAUCUGCCACCUGGCGUUCCGUGAGAAGCACCAUUUGAAGAGACACUUUCUAGGCAAGCAUAGGGAUGGCGACCAAAAAAUACCUUAAAAAAUAUGUUAUAAUCAUCAAUUUGAUCUAAAACAUAAAUUAGGUUGAGCCUUAACUUCUCAUUAAAGUCUAGAUUACAUUUGUAGUAACUUCA